AUGCGGGCCGUCUACAGUCGGAAGAAUCGAACAACAAUGUAUUACGCCUUGAGCAUCAUCCUCGGUACAGUUGCAUUCUCGUACGGCUCAGUUCCCUUCUACAAGAUGAUAUGUCAGACAACGGGCUGGGGUGGACAGCCAGUACGAGCGGCUGGACAUGGCGGCGCCGACGGAGGAGACAUUGCCAGCCGCCUCCAACCUGUCACCGACGCGAAGCGCAUCCGAGUCACCUUUAACGCCUCCGUAUCCGACGUCUUGCCCUGGAAGUUUGUUCCGCAACAACGCGAGGUACGAGUUCUGCCCGGCGAGACGGCGCUGGCAUUCUACACAGCUACGAAUAAAAGUGAUUCGGACAUCAUCGGGGUGGCGACAUACAGCGUGACACCGGCACAAGUGGCUCCGUACUUCAGCAAGAUCCAGUGCUUCUGCUUCGAGGAGCAGCGCCUGAACGCGGGGGAGACCGUGGACAUGCCGGUCUUCUUCUACCUAGACCCGGACUUGCUGAACGAUCUCAACAUGAAAGGCGUCGAAACCGUGACGCUCUCCUACACCUUCUUCAGUGAGUAG
Messenger RNA from Phaeoacremonium minimum UCRPA7, 567 nucleotides. RefSeq lists its product as hypothetical. NCBI's taxonomy places the organism in Eukaryota, Fungi, Ascomycota, Sordariomycetes, Togniniales, Togniniaceae. The record is from RefSeq and is a predicted model, not a curated record. Gene Ontology annotation, molecular function: copper ion binding. The transcript is spliced from 3 exons. The coding region runs from base 1 to 567 and encodes 188 amino acids. Gene Ontology annotation, cellular component: mitochondrial inner membrane.